This is a messenger RNA of Cucurbita moschata (crookneck pumpkin), 3226 nucleotides long. RefSeq names its product receptor-like protein kinase FERONIA. Gene Ontology annotation, molecular function: ATP binding; protein kinase activity. Gene Ontology annotation, biological process: protein phosphorylation. The transcript is spliced from 2 exons. The record is from RefSeq and is a predicted model, not a curated record. Lineage: Eukaryota; Viridiplantae; Streptophyta; Magnoliopsida; Cucurbitales; Cucurbitaceae. Bases 237 to 2933 code for a protein of 898 amino acids.
AUUGCGGCCCGCACCGAAGCUCUUGGCUGGCACCAUCUUCUUCCCCAUUUCCUACGGUUUCGGGUCUUUUACUUUUGGGCUUUCCACCAUUGUUUCACAGUCAUCUCUCUGCUUCUCCUUCCUCUUCAAUCCGGUUCCUCGAUCGCCACUCUCCAGGAAAUUUUGGAUUCUUGUCAAGUUUAAUCGGCUGUUGAUGUUGUUCUGAUCUAGAGAGGAAGAAGUUUUCGAGUUGACUCAUGAAGGAAAUUCAUAAGUUCCAUCUUGCAUUUGCAUUUGCAUCGAUCUCUGUUUUCGUUUGCUUGUUCUUCGAUGUUCAUGUGGUUUUAGCUGACAAUUACGUUCCCCGGGAUUUCAUCCUCCUCGAUUGUGGAGGGCCUUCGACUGCCAACGACGUCGAUAAUCGGAAAUGGAUGACCGAUGACAAAUCCAAGUUUAUUCCGGCGAGGGGGAAUAGCACCGUAUCGAAAGCCGCUACCCAGGAUCCUUCUGUUCCUGAUAUCCCUUUCAUGACGGCUAGGGUUUUCAACUCUAAUUUCACCUACAGCUUUCCUGUGGCCCCUAGUCGUUUAUUCGUUCGUCUCUACUUUUACCCUUCUUCUUACAGUGGUCUUAAUGCAUCUGAUGCUCUUUUCUCUGUCUCCACUCAAUCCUAUACCCUUCUUAAGAACUUCAGCGCUGCACAAACUGCCGAGGCUUUGAAUUUUGCUUAUAUCAUCAAGGAAUACUCGAUCUAUGUUGAAGAUGGAUGGUUGAACUUGACUUUCGUUCCAUCCUCCAGUCAUCCAAAGGCCUAUGCAUUUGUGAAUGGGAUUGAGAUUGUAUCCAUGGCUGAUAUUUACAGCGAUACUUCUGGGACUCUUCUGGUUGUUGGCCCAUCUACUCCAUUCACUGUGGAUAACACCACUGCGCUUGAGAAUGUCUAUCGGUUGAACGUCGGGGGCAAUGAUAUUAUGCCUUCCGGUGAUACGGGAAUGUAUAGGUCUUGGUUUGAUGACACACCAUAUUUGUAUGGUGCAGCACAGGGAGUGACAAUGACUACUGAUCAGAACACGACGAUUAAUUAUCCGCCGAGUAUUCCUACUUAUGUUGCGCCGGUUGAUGUCUACUCCACUGCUAGAGCAAUGGGACCUGAUAACAAUGUCAAUUUGAAUUAUAACAUGACAUGGAUAUUGCCCGUUGACUCUGGGUUCUUUUACCUUGUUAGGCUCCAUUUUUGUGAGGUUGCUGCAAAUAUCACAAAAGUCAACCAAAGAGUCUUUGACAUUUACAUCUUUAAUCAAACUGCUAUGGAUGGUGCAGACGUGGUUGCCUGGGCUGGAAGUAACUAUAUUCCUGUGUACAAAGAUUAUGUGGUUUUCAUUCCUAGUGGUGGAAGUCCACAGAAGGAUUUAUGGCUCGAACUGCAUCCAGACAAGUCUAUGGUCCCCAAUUACUACGAUUCAAUCUUGAACGGAGUGGAGAUAUUCAAAGUCAGUGACUCAAAUGCUAAUCUUGCAGGGCCGAAUCCUAUUCCUGCGCCAAAACAGGAAAUUAUUGAUCCAUCAUUAGCUAACCCAGCAUCUUCUCAUGGUAAAUCGAAGAAUAAGGCAGGGAUCAUUGCUGGAGUUGUUUGUGGAGUAGCUGCUUUAGCUCUGAUCAUUGGUUUCUUUGUUGUUGCUAAACGUCGCCGUGGACAUGGGAAAGAUUCUAGCUCGGUUGAAGGACCGUCUGGAUGGCUCCCUCUUUCUCUCUAUGGAAAUUCCCAUUCAGCUGGAUCUGCUAAGACAAAUACAACUGGAAGCUAUACCUCCUCCCUGCCUUCCAACCUUUGCCGCCACUUCUCAUUUUCUGAGAUCAAGGCUGCCACAAGGGACUUUGAUGAAUCUUUACUACUUGGAGUGGGUGGUUUUGGAAAAGUUUAUAAGGGAGUCAUUGAUGGUGGGACUACGGAAGUUGCCAUUAAGCGUGGGAACCCUCUCUCCGAGCAAGGUGUGCAUGAAUUUCAGACCGAGAUUGAAAUGCUCUCUAAGCUUCGCCAUCGCCACCUUGUGUCGUUGAUUGGCUACUGCGAAGAGAAUUGUGAAAUGAUCCUGGUUUAUGAUUGCAUGGCUCAUGGAACACUGCGAGAACAUUUAUACAAGACUCACAAGCCACCAUUGUCUUGGAGGCAAAGGCUCGAAAUAUGCAUUGGAGCUGCCCGUGGUCUGCAUUAUCUCCACACUGGUGCCAAGUAUACAAUUAUUCACCGAGAUGUGAAGACAACCAACAUCCUUUUGGAUGAAAAGUGGGUGGCAAAAGUAUCUGAUUUCGGGUUGUCAAAAACGGGUCCUACAUUGGAUCACACCCAUGUUAGCACUGUAGUGAAAGGUAGUUUCGGAUACUUGGAUCCUGAAUACUUUAGGCGACAGCAAUUGACUGACAAAUCAGAUGUUUACUCCUUCGGAGUCGUUCUCUUUGAGGUCCUAUGUGCUCGGCCAGCCUUGAACCCAACACUCCCCAAGGAGCAAGUGAGUUUAGCUGAAUGGGCUGCACACUGCUACAUCAAAGGCAUUUUAGAUCAGAUAAUCGACCCAUUCCUUAAGGGGAAGAUUGCAUCGGAGUGUCUCAAGAAAUUUGCAGAGACCGCAAUGAAAUGUGUGUCUGAUCAGGGCAUCGACAGGCCAUCGAUGGGCGACGUUCUCUGGAAUCUAGAGUUCGCAUUGCAGCUGCAGGAGAGUGCCGAAGAGAGUGGCAAGCUAGGCAGCGGGAUGGACAUAGAAGAAGGUCAGCUCGAUGUAGUUUACAAAGGAAAGAAGGAUCUAGAUGCUUCCCCAGGCAUUGAUGGAAACAUAACCGACUCGAGAAGCACCGGAAUCAGUAUGAGCAUCGGAAGCCGAAGCCUUGCCAGUGAAGAUUCGGACGGCUUGACGCCGAGUGCUGUAUUCUCACAGAUCAUGAACCCAAAAGGUCGUUAACAUCUGAAGGAGAGGCAGAACUCACUCAACUCUGUAAGGCCAUAAUACUUUCAUAGUUUUGAUUGAUCAAAAGUACAAUCAGAGGCUACGAAUUGUUUCAAUCCAAAGCAAAAUAUCGUUUAUUAUUCUGCCUGGUAGUAUGAAUUGUAUGUAUAAAGUAUCGAUAGAGAUAUCGGUAUAUUCAAACAUAUUUUUACUUCUUACUCACUUUCUUGUGUGGAUUGAUUUUUUUUUUCCCUUUGCCUGCACUGUUUCUUUAUUAUUGACUGCUUAAGUGUAUUAUUUUGUACUAA